Molecule: messenger RNA, 2808 nt
Organism: Schistocerca piceifrons (Central American locust)
Lineage: Eukaryota; Metazoa; Arthropoda; Insecta; Orthoptera; Acrididae
Gene: put
Product: activin receptor type-2A
Exons: 11
Coding region: 772-2286 (504 amino acids)
Biological process (GO): activin receptor signaling pathway; protein phosphorylation; cellular response to growth factor stimulus
Cellular component (GO): plasma membrane; activin receptor complex
Molecular function (GO): ATP binding; activin receptor activity; activin binding
Source: RefSeq, a predicted model, not a curated record
CGGUAGGCUGUAGAUAUGUGCAAAAAGUGUUAAGGAAAAAAAGUGCGCCAUAUUGCCUGUAGCAAAGUGCUGUGUUUGUCUGCAGUGUGUUGUGAAAUGUGUGUUGUUUGUACGUCUGUGAAGUACUUAAUGGUUUUAGAAGCAAUAAUAAAGUUUACAAAUUGAUGAAUCAUAAUUUGGAGAAAAUGUUUAUACCGUAUUUAUACGAUUCUUGCGUGCGACUAUUCUGGACACAUUGUUCAGUGAGAUCAAAUUAAAUUUUUUAGCAGAGCAAGCGGAAUUCAUGAAGAUUAGACGUAAGCGAAAUGUGUAGUACAAUGCCCCUGACUUUCAGCUUUUGUAAGUGCUUCGUGGAGCUGGACGUCGUUCAUAUUCCAUUGGAUGGCUAUAGAAUUAGAGACGAGCGACUUCAUAGUCGCAGGCAGGUUAACAGUAAUGCGACGUUCAGGCAGCUGUAAACAGUUUCGUGUGUUUCACACUGAAAAAGCCCAUACGAAGUCCACAUAGAAAGGAAAAUUGCUUUCUAGUGGAAAUAUGUGUUUAAAAUAAAUCAAAUAAAUGGAGACUUUUGUUAAAAGAUAUCCUUUACUUUAUAUCUGUUUACCUCCGUGAGGCCUAAUUUGUGUUCAGGGCCUAUUUAAGUACAAAUAUCCCCACCGUUCAGGUAUUAAGUGCCAAAGCCUCACAGAGACAGUGUGCUAUGAUCAAUGUGACGUUAAGGCAGUCUGUUAAUAGCAUUUGUAAGAGCAGGACGAAAACUCGUCAGAAGCAAUGGUUGGCAGCUGGUGCAUCAAGUCUACAUUCCUGGUCGUCGCAUGCUUCUGUUUCGGGUUUCUGGGUGCCCACGUGCCACACAAGCUGCAAUGUGAGUUCUACAAUCGAUCGUCCUGCAUCAGCCAGGGCUUCGGCUGCGAUGCUGUCCAGGAGUGUGCAGUGCCGGAUGCUGGGAAGAACAACUACUGCUACGUCGUCUGGAGCAACAACAGCUUGGGUGAAAUUGUCGUCUCCCUCAAGGGCUGCUUCUUAAGCAAUGUACAGUGCCAGAACCGGACGGAGUGUGUAGAGCAGAACGAAAACCCGAAUCACAAUGUCUUCUUCUGCUGCUGCGAGAGAGACCUCUGCAACCACAACUUCAGCUGGCAGCCGCAACCUGCUCCACCUCGGCCCACUUCUUUCCCCCCAGUCACGACUCCCAGGAACAGCAGUAUGGUGAGCACAAUAGUCUGCACCAUCGUGCCAGUGGUGCUGCUGGCAGUAGCGAUUGCAGUGCUGUACUACGUCUACCGGCAGAGAAAUCUCAGCCACUUCAACGAGGUGCCAAUUGCAGAACCCCAUCCUCUGCCACAGCUGUCACCAAUUCUGGAUUUUCGCCCGAUUCAGUUGCUGGAGAUCAAAGCACGGGGUCGCUUCGGUGCUGUCUGGAAGGCACAGUACAAAAAUGAAACUGUUGCUGUCAAGAUCUUCCCACCUCAGGACAAGGAAUCGUGGGCAGCAGAAUACGAGGUAUACCGACUGCCACGUAUUUCUCACGAGGCGAUCCUGCAGUUUGUCGGUGUGGAGAAACGUGGAGACAACCUGCAGGCGGAGUACUGGCUGAUUACCGCCUUCCACGAGAGGGGCUCACUGUGCGACUACCUCAAAAGCAACCUCGUUACCUGGCCGGAGCUCUGCCGCAUUGCGGAAUCCAUGGCCAGGGGCCUUAUGCACCUGCACGAAGAGAUCCCAUCCCCCAGGGGAGAUCUUCACAAGCCAGCUGUCGCCCACCGUGACUUCAAGUCGAAGAACGUUCUCCUCCGUGCUGAUCUCUCUGCGUGUGUUGCCGACUUUGGACUGGCACUGAUUUUUGUGCCUGGGAAACCCUGUGGAGACACUCAUGGCCAGGUGGGAACGCGCCGCUACAUGGCGCCGGAGGUACUCGAAGGCGCCAUAAACUUCUGCCGUGACUCGUUCUUGCGCAUCGACAUGUAUGCGUGUGGCCUGGUGCUGUGGGAAUUGGCGUCGCGGUGCACUGGCCCUGACGGUCCAGUUUCAGAGUAUCUAUUACCUUUUGAAGAGGAAGUCGGACAGCACCCAACUCUCGAAGACAUGCAAGAAUGCGUCGUACAGAAGAAAGUUCGCCCUUGCUUGCGUGAGCACUGGCGCAGUCACCCGGGCAUGGCUGUGCUUUGCGACACCAUAGAGGAAUGUUGGGACCAUGAUGCAGAAGCGAGGCUUUCUGCCAGCUGCGUCGUAGAGAGGCUUUCCAUGCAGGCGAGGUCAAUGUCCUGCACAAAAGAGCACAUUUAAUAAGUGGAUAGCUUCUGUCACAAAUGCAGCCACUAUCGACAGUGUUCGAUGUUGGGGCGGUAAGUCUGCCGUCCACAUAUCUGUCUGGGAAAUGACGGACGUAUGCGGAGUGCGUAUUUUUGUCGAGCCGUGUGGGAAUUUGGAGAGCACCUCUCAUCAUCUCACACGGUGCCACAGUUUUCUUCUCAUGAGUACGCCUCACCAGCCAAACACAGUAGUUCCUCUGAAUUUUCCUCUGUAAUUUACGUAGAAAAGAUAAAGUCUGCCUUUGAAAGCUGCUCAGAUUACUGCAGAUGUUUUGACCUCAUACGGGAGUGUUUCAGUGCUCCUCCGCACUGGAGAGUACUGCUAGAGGUCCGAAGAGUUUCGUUGGGAUGUUUGCAGUGACUAUUUGUACCUCUUCUGUCAGUGACUUGCUUGCUUUGUGGCUAUGCACCUAAACAUUAAAGCAGAGGAGACAGACCUGCUCUUAUAAUUGAACUUGGCACUUUGGAAAUUUAUGCUCAGUAGUAACUGUAUGUG